UAAAUAUUUUAUGUCUAAUUCGGCGUCAAAAUGGCGGAUUAAGUUGGCAACGAAAACAUACCAAUAAAAUCAUGAUAAUGUAGACAACAUAAAAAAAUAUCAAACGAUGGCAGCAGAUACCCAUUCAAAUUAUGCUUUCGACGCAUUUCAAACGCAGUUAAAGACUCUUUGUUUGAACGAAUUUCCAUGUGGUCCUGGACAAUGGAGAGAAACUGUGCCAUCAACAGCCCCCAAGAAUGUAAAAAGCAACAGUAAAGUAGAAAGUCAAUUUUCUAUCACACUUAAAGAUUUUGGAGCCAAUCAUGAAAAAACAGAAACGCUCCAAGAGUAUGUUGGGUCUGCCAAAUCACCGUGGAGUCUGGACUAUAGCUGGUCACAAGAAGCAAAACCUCUGAGGGAACUGGCUGUAAAAUCACCCUGGCUCAUUGACGACAACUUUGUCUUGAGCUAUUUUAAAACACUCAGAAUAGUUAACAAAAAUGUGACUGAGAUUGACGAGAAUUUGAUGCGUUUCAAAAACCUUGAAGAGCUAACAUUGAGUUGUAACCUGAUUUCUCGCAUCAACAGCAACAACUUGCCAGAUAAUUUGAAGGUUCUGGAGGUGUGUGCCAAUCAGGUAAGUGACCUAUCUGCACUCUGUGAGAAACCACCUCGACUGAUACACCUUGGUCUGGGCUACAACAAACUCAACGUGCUUGGAGAUUACCUGACUGCUCAAUAUUGGCCCCAACUGUUGUCGCUGGACUUGAGCAACAACAAUCUCAGUGACAUCCUGGAUGUCGUGCAGAAACUCAGCACAUUGCCAAAAAUGCGCAACCUGGUUUUGCAGGGAAACCCGCUGUCACUGAUACCUGGUUACCGUGGUUACACAGUGGACUGUCUUAGGAAGCUGAGUGUCCUUGAUGACAUCAUGAUCUCUGCAGAUGAGCGCCACUAUUUUAAGGGCCUCGCCAGAAGGCGAGAGCACAUCCUGGACGAGGCUAAGGUGAAGCUGACUGUGACCUAUAUCAAGGGACUACCCAUGCCAGAGGAGCUCAAGAACCCUGAGGAACAGCCAGAGUUUCCAGUAAUAGAGAGGAAGUACUUUGUUCAGUUCAUGUUCCUGGAAGACUCAACACUACGAACAUUCGCGGACCACGUCGGACAUGAUGACUCACAGGAGAUGGCUGAACUCUCAGGGCUGAAGUCAGAGAGGACAGAACAUUCUGACAUAGGAGACACGGAGUUGAGUGGAGUUGAGCAGGUUGAGAAGAGUGUGGUCUUCACAGAGGCUCCUGAUAUCCUGCACACCAUUGACCACAGGGCACAAGUUGCGCCAUCUGUCCUGUCAGACAUUGAGGAAAAGAAGAAGGAAGAAGAAGAGGACAAAGCAGGGGAACCCAAGAAAAUCAAGGUGUCCCCUGUGGAUUCUGCAAAGCUCAGCUGGGCAGAGGAGCUGGAGUGCAACUGGACGAAGGCAGUGGUGAGAGAUGACCUUCUUGCACUCAGGGACUUCUUCAAACAGGGCAUGCAGAUAGCUGUCAUGGAGGAAGUGACAUUAAGCUAUCCCAUAAUUCAAGAGGAGACAGAAGAUGGUUCGGUCCCGAACACUAAGGAAGAAAGAUUACAGGUGGAAGGAUACCCAUUUGAUGCUUCUACACCGGUACAGGGUGUGGCAAAGGGUACAAAGAAAGAUAAAAAGGAGAAAAAAGACGAAAAAAGAAAAAGCAGUGGUAAAGAGAAGGGAGAUGACAAGAAAAAGAAAAAGGAACCACAGCAGGAAAUGAAGCGUAACCCGCCGACCUAUACUACUCUAGCCACAUGGCAUGUCCCACUGGCUGAAUUCCUCGAGGGUGAAUACUCAUACCAGGGGGUAUUUUCAAAGGGGAAUAUUGAAAUUGCCUCCACUGUAAAGACCAUGGACAUUGACCAGGGAAGAAAGGUCCUCAAAUCUCGAGGGUCAGGGAGAGGUUCCAGUCGCAAUUCUAAGAAGGAUCCAUCAGCGAUGGGUGAAAUGAAAAAUAGAACUAAAUCUGCUAAACAGGAGCCAAAAAAUAGCGCAACAAAUAAGACAAAGGCACUGGAUGCCAAAAAGGGAGAUGCCAAGGACAAGAACAAGAAACCAACUUCAGCAGGAAAGAAAAAAGAAGAUCCAAAAGACAAGAGUAAAGAGCGCAAAGGGAGUGCUGCCAAGGGAGGCAAGGCAGAUGCAAAGGGUGACAAGAGUGGAAAGGGGGCCAAGGGAGGAGUUGCAGCCCCUGAUGAUGAGGAAGACCCAGGGCCUCCUCCACCAUUGGAAAUCCACAUCCAAGUUGACCUCCACCACUGGAAGACAGCCAUGGAUCUUCUGAAGGAUGAGGAAGAGAGAAAUAAACCUCCAACUGAAGAGCAAAAGGAAAUGUGAUGCGUGAUGGGAAAUCAGAACUUAUUUUAAACUUUUAUGGAGAAAAUAUAUUGCAACAUACAUGAAAAAUAUGAGUAACAAAGAUAUAAAUGUGUUUAAUGAGAAUAUUUUGUUUUUUAGUUUGUGUUUAUUUUAUCUUCCUCAGGUGUAUUAUGCUUUAAAUGUUGAACAAUCAAUAUGACUCAUGUGAAAUGGAGUUACUUUGCAUUUACAUUCAAGUUUUAUAUAACUUAGAAAAUUAUUAAAGUAACAUGUUCUAUACCUUUCUUUUUCAAUGCAAGGCCAUACUAUGUGUGUUAUUAUUAUCUGGUAAAGUACAUGUAAUUAAAAUCGCUUUUGCUGUUGGAAUUUUGUUGAUGUAAUAUUACAGAAAAUCAUUUUAAAAUAGUGCACCAUAAAGAAGACAAACAACCCACUUUUUCAAUGAUUUGACAAGUAUUUUUGGUUGUAUUUUUUAACCCAUUGUAUACCUGUCAUAAUGUGUAUUUUAAUCUACAUGGACUUUUGUUUGAAUUUGUUGUGAUAACUUUUUGUGUCCACUUUGUGUUGUCUACUUAUUGCCAACUGUGAUAUCUGUAAGGUCUGAUAUGACAAUUGUUUUUUACCCCCUGCCAAAAUAAUGGCCCAAUGGAAUUGUGUCCUAUUGACAUUUAUAAGAAAAAUAAGCUAAACAAUUUUGGAACUAUGAAAACUUUUUUUAACAUGCAUGUUUGUGUUUAUCGUUUUGAUUGUACAUUGUAAUAAACAUUUAUUUGUA
Dreissena polymorpha is the source of this 3140-nucleotide messenger RNA. RefSeq names its product leucine-rich repeat-containing protein 43-like. The record is from RefSeq and is a predicted model, not a curated record. The coding region runs from base 107 to 2383 and encodes 758 amino acids. Gene Ontology annotation, molecular function: protein binding. NCBI's taxonomy places the organism in Eukaryota, Metazoa, Mollusca, Bivalvia, Myida, Dreissenidae. The transcript is spliced from 21 exons.